Clupea harengus (Atlantic herring) is the source of this 2580-nucleotide messenger RNA. It is a transcript of the gene rab1bb, whose product is annotated as RAB1B, member RAS oncogene family b. Gene Ontology annotation, molecular function: GTP binding; GTPase activity. Lineage: Eukaryota; Metazoa; Chordata; Actinopteri; Clupeiformes; Clupeidae. The record is from RefSeq and is a predicted model, not a curated record.
UUACUGCGGUUGUUGCGCAUCAUCACCUGGGUAUCAACCAUCAGCAAAAAGCUCUUUAACUUAAGUUUCUAGUCUGAAGGGGACCAGAAAGAUAAUUGAAAAAGGAUAAUUGGACAUUAUUUACAAAUAAGAAAAUCAUUUAUAACUUUAGCGUACUGCCCUAUUCCCACCAUCUCAAAGUACUAAGAGAGAUUAUUUUGCUUGUCGAAGAAGUUAGCAGUUUGCUGUUGAGUUUUGUAGCUAGCUACCCAGCUAGCAUUAGCUAGUUGUGGUUUGUCCUUAUCCAAAAGCUAAAGGGUCCAGUGACAGAAAUUACUGCACAGAAAGGGACAGUUAAGGUUACACAACACUGCAAAAUCGGUUACACCAUGAAUCCUGAAUAUGAUUAUUUGUUCAAGCUUCUCCUCAUUGGUGACUCUGGUGUUGGAAAGUCCUGUCUCCUUUUACGAUUUGCUGAUGAUACCUACACAGAGAGCUAUAUAAGCACAAUCGGUGUGGAUUUCAAGAUCCGAACCAUUGAGCUAGAUGGAAAGACCAUCAAACUGCAGAUAUGGGAUACAGCUGGUCAGGAACGCUUUCGCACCAUCACCUCCAGUUACUACAGAGGGGCACAUGGUAUUAUCGUUGUGUAUGACGUCACAGAUCAGGAGUCGUACAACAACAUAAAGCAGUGGCUCCAGGAGAUCGAUCGCUAUGCCAACGAGAAUGUCAACAAGCUGCUGGUGGGCAACAAGUGUGACCUCACCACUAAGAAGCUGGUCGACUACACCACAGCCAAGGAGUUUGCAGACUCCCUUGCAGUCCCCUUCCUGGAGACCAGCGCUAAGAGCGCCACCAACGUUGAGCAGGCCUUCAUGACCAUGGCAGCUGAGAUUAAGAAACGAAUGGGCCCUGGGGCCACAGCCGGAGGAGACAAGCCCAAUUUAAAGAUCGACAGCACCCCUGUGAGACAGUCAGGUGGGGGGUGCUGCUAGGACCGACCCAGUUUUGCCUUCUAGUAAUAUGACGGGGAAGGGGCUGAUCAUGGACUCUUGCGCAGACGCAAGAGGGGCACAAAUGUGGAGGUGGUGAGGACAGAAAGACUUUUUCUUUUUUUUCUCCCCUAAAUGUCCUUUAUAAGUCUGUAAUGAAACAGAAUGAGGUAGAGAGCAACAGAGUGAGACCUUUGCUCUUACAUUUAAAUAGAAACUCAAAGUAACACACGGCAGACAGUUGAAAAUGAAAGCCAAAUUUAAAUUUCUCUUCUCUACAUACAGGAUCAUCCCUAUUUAUUUGCACUUAAAUUUGUGAUGACACACACACAUGCAUUAACACCUGCUUGACAGGGGAAAUGUGGAGGUUAUAGUGAUGUUAUAAUGACACAGUGUCUUAUACUUGUAUCCUAAGGCCUUUUAUUUUACAGAUAGGUGCUCUUCAUACUUUUGUUCUCAAGGCGCUUAAUACAUUCUGUGGAUUUCCUUGUAAGGGAAUGAAAACCAUUUUGUUAUUUAAUGAUGAUGUUGGCAAUGGUGAUUGUGAUGAAUUUGAUACGGUGUCCACCAUUUUUUACUAUAAAACGUCUAUAGUUUAUGGUGUGAGUUCUCAAGAUCUCUCAAUAGAUUAUGAUAUCAGUUGUGGCAAGUAUAAAAGUCCUCAAACAAGCCCUCAGUCUAGGACUUUGUGGAAAGAUCAUAGCAGCAAUAUAGGGUACCAUCAUCUCAGUUGUCAUAGGUUUGGUAAAACCAUUAUUGUAUUCUUUUGUUGCUGUUUUAUUUGUUCAGGUCUUUUAUAUUAAUAGGGUUUGCUUGGGUCUCCAUCAGCUAUUUUAAUUGUAUCAAUGAUUGUGUAAUUUAUCUCUGUUUAAGCCUGUUGUCUUACUUUGAAAACGAUUGUUUUUUAGACAAGAAUCAACAAAGAAGCUGCAAAAGCCACAUUCACAUAUUUAUGUUAUUGUGUCAUCCAGUCUCUUUACAAGCACUCCAUGGUUAUAACUUAAGUGACAUUUGUUUGGCUGUUGGCGUGUUUCUGUGUUGCAAGGGUUUUGUUUGUUUGUUUGUUUGUUUUUCAAUGGGAAAAGUAUGCUUACUCGCAAACAUGCAAAUAAGAGUACUUUAUACACACUGCAGAGGUCACCAUGUUUUCCAAGGCAAAACACUACCUUUUUUCCCAUGUCACAUGAAAAUGUUUCAUUGUAAAGGAAGGGCUUAGUAUUAAAAACCUGUUGAUCAAUUUCACCAGGAGUGUAUUCCAAGUACGUUGUUUAGUGACAAACCUCUGUAAAUUAACACAGUGUAAGUAAUAACCCUCCUAAUAGAAGAGUCUUAUGGCUUCAUUCUUUUAACAAAACAAAAACCAUAGGGCUCUUCUUUUAGGGGGAUUACCACUUUAUCCCCAGGUCUUGACAGAUUUGAGGGACUCAGUUGUAGACAUGAUGAAACCCACUGGAAAGCUCAGUGUAAAUGUGUGCUGAUAACAUGACAGCAAGUUAACAGCUGUGAGCUAUUGAUACAUACUGAAGAUGUUUUUGUAAUAAUGUAUGGGCACAUACUGUCACGUAAUGUUUUUGACCUAAAUGAAAUAAAUAAUUUUGCAUGCGAUAAA